CGCCACUUUUGUCGUUUUUAACUUUUACGGGGACUUUUAAAUCGUGGUGACUGUUCUUGCGGUGUCUGAUUACCGCGCGUAAUAUUUCUUAUCAAAUCGCUCUGCUUUAAUUCAUCUUAUCGUUUAAUAAACUGCUGAAUAACAUACGGAUAUUCACUACUUCGGAGAAAAUCUAUCUAAUCAGUGGGGUCCGAUGAGAAGAUACCAUUGAUCAGGUUUGUGACCGUUUGUCCGUUGGUUGCAAAAAUAGCUCCUUCGACAACGUGCCCACUCUAUUUUGGGUUCACUUCGAUCAUGCAGCUUCUACCCUCGGGAUCGCUCUCGUCUUCCUCACAAAAUCUCCCCAGUUACUCUCUAAUAUGCGAGUAUGAGCCGUUUAGUAAAGGCUUUCUUUGUUCUGUUUCUAAUCUAACCUAACGCUACGACAAUCGUGUUUACGUUUAACUACAAACGACUGAUACUCCGUUUCAGGAUAUCGAUUUGAUUGUUUUAAGAAGCUCGGUGUUAUGACAAUUGUGUGAUUUGACUUCCGGUUGAAAACAAGCUGUUGUUUUGUUGAUUUUUGGGUGAUUUGGAACUAGUCGAAAUACUGGGAAGGCGUGCGUUACUUAUGAUUAUUUGGUAAUCCUAUUUGUUGUGAAUCCACCAACCCGGUUUUUUUCUCAUUGUAUUGUUGGAUGGCGAUCAUCAGAUUAACCAUUCCCAGCAUAGUGUUCAUUAUCGCGUAUGGUUUAGCCGGGAAUUUUCGGCUGCGGCAUAACGUGGGCGCUGAAUCGGAUCAUCAGUAUGUCGGUGUGCGACAUUACUCGCGGCAGUAUCGUCGUCAGGCGGUGUCCGAUCCGCUGACUCCCAGCGGCACGGCUGUAACGGCCAACGAUUCCUCCAGUCCGAUUAUUCUCGGAUUUCGCCUGAACAGCGGCGAGACAAUACUGACGGAGGAUGGCGCAGUUAAGGUGUUGGAGGAUACGGAAUUCGAGUUGCGGGUGUUUGGGAUACACUUCGGACCGGAAAUGUCGCUGGCCUUCACAACAACGCAUCUGCAGUGCGACAAUGAUUUGACGGAAAGGUAUCAGCCGCGGAUCGCAUCCAACAAUGUGGCGGUUUUUACCAUUAAAUUCGCCAGCAGUGCCAAGCAUGAAGUUGAUAAAUAUAGUUUCUGUAUAAAGCUGACGAACAACCAUAAAUGGACAAGCCAGAAAAACGAUAGCUGGAUGCAGUUACAUGCGUAUCCCAAGCCUUCGCCCUAUCUGUUACCAUUGUGGCUGCAGAUCCUGUUAAUUAUGUUACUGCUGACGCUUUCCGGUCUCUUUUCCGGGCUCAACUUGGGUUUAUUAACCCUGGAUGUCACUGAGUUGAAAAUUGUCUUGAAAUUGGGCUCGCCUCGUGAGCGCAGUUAUGCCAAGGCCAUCAUGCCCAUCCGCAAGAAGGGCAAUUUUUUGCUGUGUACGCUCCUCUUUGGCAACGUCCUUGUCAACACGACAUUAACGAUAUUAAUGGACGAUCUGACGUCGGGGCUGGUGGCCGUCAUCGGGUCCACCAUGGCCAUUGUGAUUUUUGGUGAAAUUGUCCCGCAGGCGAUCUGUUCGCGGCACGGAAUGGCCGUCGGAGCCAACACCAUUUGGUUGACGAAGUUUUUCAUGUUAGUCACCUUUCCCUUGUCGUAUCCGAUCAGUAGAAUACUGGAUUAUUUCCUCGGCGCGGAAAUUGGCCAUGUCUACAAUCGUGAGCGCCUGAUGGAGUUAAUUAAAGUGACGCAUGGAAUGAGCGACCUUGAACAGGAAGAAGUGAAUAUCAUCUCUGGGGCUUUGGAGCUCAAGCGAAAGAAUGUCGCGCAGAUUAUGACGCCGUUAAACGAAGUUUUUAUGAUAUCGUACGAUGCCAUGCUGAAUUUCGAUACUGUUUCGGAAAUUAUGCGCCAAGGUUUCACUCGUGUGCCUGUUUUUGAUGGCUCCCGUACCAAUGUUGUUGCACUGCUGAACAUUAAAGAUUUGGCUCUCGUGGAUCCGGAUGAUAGCACACCGGUGAAAACGUUGUGUAAAUUCUACAAUCACCACGUUCGAACGGUUUUCGAUGAUACCACUCUCGAUGUUAUGCUAGAGGAAUUCAAGAAAGGCCGGUCUCAUAUGGCUUUCGUACAGAGAGUGACGGCGGUGGGCGAUUUGGACCCGGUGUACGAGACGGUCGGCGUGGUGACGCUGGAGGACGUCAUUGAGGAGAUUAUACAAUCGGAAAUCGAAGACGAGAUGGAUACAACAGCGGAGAAUCGGCGCCGAUUAAAGCGCCGUGAUAUGGCGCUGGCCCAGCCGCAGGCUGAACAGCCCAUCUUCAGCGGAGCUUCGGCGCCGCAGUAUCAGUCGCUCGUUACCCCGCAACUCCAGCUCGCCACCUUCCAGUUUCUCAGCACGACACUGGAUCCCUUCCGUGAGGAGAUUAUUACCACGACUAUUCUUCGUCGAUUACUGCGUCACACGGAAGCGGCACGCUUCUGGAAGCUGAAAGACGGCACGGAGCCGCCGCAUCUCUACACAGCGGGUCGGCCGGCUGACUAUUUCAUCCUGAUUCUGGAAGGCCGCAUUGAAGUCAAAGUGGGAACGGAGCAUCUGCUGUUCCAGAGCGGCCCCUUCACAUACUUCGGCAUAUCGGUGUUGAAUACGUUGGGCGAAGCGCCGCCGCUGCUGCACAGUCCGGUAUUGUCAGACCGUUCCGUGGCCACGCAUCCGGAAAUGUUUAUCCCGGACUUCACCGUGUAUCCGGUGACGGAUCUGCUGUAUCUGCAGAUCAGUCGUGCGCAGUACAUUGCCGCCUAUCGAGCGUCCAUUGUGGAGCGCGGCAAAUCGGAGAUCAUGCGUGAUGAUGGGCAGGGAACAAAGCGUCACUCCAUUGCCACGCUGCCCGAACAGCCAUCGAAUUAUCCCAGUGCCACACCGAUCCUGCAGAAAUCGGUCCUGGCCAAUUCGAAUGUCAGUCUGAAUAAUGUUCAUCUUGUGACCAGUGAGGCAACCGCGGAUGGGGCGCUGCCGUCGUAUAAUUCGCUGGAGAUGCAGAAUAUGCGCUCGGGAUCGCUUACCGGUGCGACACAGUCGAAUGGUCCCGUAAAUAGUUCCCAGUUGUAAAACGAGUCAUUUCAUCUGUUUAUCAAAAUUAACCUAUGUCAGUAAAGGAUUCUGUUAUCACCUGCAGCUUCGUAUAAUUUUGUACGGUUGGGUCGUGUUGGGUUUUCGACAAAUGAUUAGUCUUCCCCGGCUGUCAAUCCAAAGGAUGCGUUUUUAUAUGUUUUAUUUCUGUGAUACGAGCUGUUUGAUUGUUUUUUGUCGAUCAUAAAUUUUAUUUCUCAGUAGGUUGAAUUUGUGGACAUCAUAUUAACCACCUGGUUUUGUGUUGUUGGUGAACGGUGAUUGUCCAGACCGCUGGACUGCGGUAAUAAACUAUUGCGCUGUGU
This is a messenger RNA of Paramacrobiotus metropolitanus, 3439 nucleotides long. RefSeq names its product unextended protein-like. Gene Ontology annotation, cellular component: plasma membrane. The record is from RefSeq and is a predicted model, not a curated record. Gene Ontology annotation, biological process: magnesium ion homeostasis; transport. Lineage: Eukaryota; Metazoa; Tardigrada; Eutardigrada; Parachela; Macrobiotidae. Gene Ontology annotation, molecular function: transmembrane transporter activity.